Dunckerocampus dactyliophorus (ringed pipefish) is the source of this 885-nucleotide messenger RNA. RefSeq names its product transmembrane protein 272-like. Bases 7 to 486 code for a protein of 159 amino acids. NCBI's taxonomy places the organism in Eukaryota, Metazoa, Chordata, Actinopteri, Syngnathiformes, Syngnathidae. The transcript has 3 exons. The record is from RefSeq and is a predicted model, not a curated record.
UGGUGGAUGGUGAUGAUUGCAGGCAUUGGUUUGGGGGCCACCCAUGUUGGCCUCUGCCCAGCGCAACCAAAGAUCCCUGUCUACCUGGUGGUACUGGGAGUGUCCAGUCUCCUCUCGCUAUCCGUCACCUACUGCAGGUGCAUCUGGGAGGGUGGCGUGAUGAGCACUGCCACCUCGCUCUGCAUGACCCUGCUGCACCUCUUCACGUUCUGCUGGUUCUUUGCAGGCACUCAUUGGAUUUACACUGCGUAUCCACCCAACUACACACCUGGGGAUGCUGAGUACUGCCACAAAACAACCUACCAGUUUGCUUUUGUGAUCACCACGCUGCUGUGGGGCACCAUUACAAUCACCUUGCUCUGUGGCGGUUGCCUCCUCUUGAUCACAUGCUGUACAACAGUAACAGCAAGAUGCAGAUUGAUACCUAAUCGCAGUACCUCCUACGGGACUGCUUAUCUUCAAGGUGACACUGGGUGUGGUGUCUGAUUGUAACUCUGGCCCAGGUGUUGAACGUUUACUGACAAGUGUGGAACUUUUUGCGUGUACUUUUCCUAUAAUCUACUUGUUCUAGAUGUUUUCAAUGAAUUCUGGUAGUCUUUAAAAUAUGCUGAAGUACCAAUAUUUUGCUGAUUCAUUGCUAGCAUUUUCAAAAAAUGCCAUAUACACUCCCAGUCCAAAUUUUAAGACCAGCUGUAAAAUUGCAAUAAUUUACAUUUUUUUAUUUCACUUUAGUAUUUUGCAAUACAUUUUCUUGCUCAGUUUUUUUUGUCUCACUUCCAUUGCUACUUUUUGCGUUUUGAAGCUCUACUGUGCACCGUCAACAUGUCAACAUGCAAAAUGUAAAAAUGCAAUUUUUUACAUUUUGGUCAGGAAGGUAUUGUAAAA